Postia placenta MAD-698-R-SB12 is the source of this 1825-nucleotide messenger RNA. RefSeq lists its product as hypothetical. The transcript has 5 exons. The coding region runs from base 1 to 1524 and encodes 507 amino acids. Gene Ontology annotation, cellular component: nucleus. The record is from RefSeq and is a predicted model, not a curated record. Gene Ontology annotation, biological process: regulation of mRNA splicing, via spliceosome. NCBI's taxonomy places the organism in Eukaryota, Fungi, Basidiomycota, Agaricomycetes, Polyporales, Adustoporiaceae. Gene Ontology annotation, molecular function: zinc ion binding; mRNA binding.
AUGUGGAGGCCUGCCACUCGCGAAGUUACUGGCACAAAUGAUACGCCGUUGGGCAAUCGACGUCGGUUCGGUCCUGCGCCUGUGGAGGAGACCGCGCCUCCUCAACUGGCCCAGCCUUCUCCUUCUGCCUACCCUCGUCCCCCUCCUCAAAGCGACCGAGAUAGCUCUAGGCAGGAUCGAGGAGAGACUCCAUCGUCUACCAAUGGAGCUGAUCCUAAUGCACCUCGCAAGCGUCGCAGUCGCUGGGGUGAUGCUAAGACCGAGAUUCCUGGGCUGCCCACCGCCAUCCAAGCCAAUGGUGUUUCCCAGGCUCAUCUGGACAAUUACGCCAUUCACCUCAGGUUGGAAGAGAUCAAUCGCAAACUGAGACUCAAUGACUUUGUCCCGCCCGAGCGGGAACGAUCGCCAUCCCCGCCUCCUACCUACGACGCGCAUGGUCGCCGUACUAACACCCGUGAAGUCCGCUAUCGCAAAAAGUUGGAAGACGAGCGCAUUCGCCUUGUCGAUCGUGCCAUGAAGAACGACCCCAACUUUCGGCCCCCCGUCGAAUACCACCAGCAGAAGCGGUCUCAACGCCCCUCCGAGAAAGUCUACAUUCCGGUGAAGGAGUUCCCUGAGAUCAACUUCUUCGGUCUACUUGUUGGACCUCGGGGGAACAGUCUGAAGAAGAUGGAGAGGGACAGUGGCGCGAAGAUUAGUAUCAGGGGAAAGGGGAGUGUGAAGGAGGGCAAGGCUAGACCAGAGCAGUACGCCGAGGACGCCGAGGAAGAUCUUCAUUGUCUUGUCACUGCUGACACCGACGACAAGGUGACUCUUUGUGUCAAGCUGAUCAACAAGGUUAUCGAGACGGCUGCGUCCACUCCCGAGGGCCAGAACGACCACAAGCGCAAUCAGCUUCGCGAGCUCGCCGCCUUGAACGGAACCCUUCGCGAUGACGAAAACCAGAUCUGUCAAAACUGCGGUGGUGUUGGUCACCGCAAGUAUGACUGCCCGGAGCAACGUAACUUCACUGCCAAUAUUAUCUGCCGCGUGUGCGGAAGUGCAGGGCACAUGGCCCGUGACUGCACAGUUAACAGGGACCCGAAUGUCGUUCACAGCCCAGACCCACCUCCCAUGAAGGGUGGCUUCGAUUCCGAGUACGCCAGUCUCAUGGCAGAGCUGGGCGAGUCCGGGAAGGGACCUGGGGGCGACAGUGGAAGGGCACCAUGGGCAGGGUCUGCGGGUCAUGACAUUACAGCUGGUGGAUCUAACAUUCCUCCUUGGCGCCGUCCUGAGGUCUGGCAGAGCAGUGCCCUCCCUAACCCGCAGAAUAACGGCUACCGUCCCCCUCAAACGCCAUACGCCGGCUACGGCGCUCCCGCUAGUGGUGGCUACCCCGCCACUGCCACUGGGCAACAAUGGGGUGGUCAAGCUGGAUAUGGUCAAGCCGGCGGUUACUACCAGCAGCCCACAGAUUACGCCGCUAGCUAUGCUCAAUACUACCAAAACCAGUACUCUCAACAAGCCGGUACCCCGGCCAAUUGAUGCGAUUUCGCGUUCUAACCCCCGCUCGAUAAACUUACUUCCGCGACUUCUCCAGCUUUCUCACCCAGCGCAGAAGCACUUGUCAAGGUUUCGAUUUCGGACUUUCUGUUCCGCUCUGACGGCUCUGCAGUCAUCGAUUAAACUCACCUCACUACAUCCGAUCGCACGGGUUUGUAUUCGAUUGUAACUGACCGUCGGGAAUAAUUCAGCGCGCUCCACUUGUGGGUAUCCGAGAUGUAGCUCACGGUUGUCUUAACUCUUGCAUUUGUAUUCUCUAACUAAAAUGCCAUUCGUGUGACGU